Molecule: messenger RNA, 1671 nt
Organism: Protobothrops mucrosquamatus (brown spotted pit viper)
Lineage: Eukaryota; Metazoa; Chordata; Lepidosauria; Squamata; Viperidae
Product: zinc finger transcription factor Trps1
Exons: 2
Biological process (GO): regulation of transcription by RNA polymerase II
Cellular component (GO): nucleus
Molecular function (GO): RNA polymerase II transcription regulatory region sequence-specific DNA binding; DNA-binding transcription factor activity; zinc ion binding
Source: RefSeq, a predicted model, not a curated record
AGACGUAGAGGCUCGGGUGUUUUUUGUGCCAAUUGCCUGACCACAAAGACCUCACUCUGGCGAAAGAACGCAAAUGGAGGAUAUGUCUGCAAUGCGUGUGGUCUCUACCAGAAGCUUCAUUCGACUCCCAGGCCUUUAAACAUCAUUAAGCAGAACAACGGUGAGCAGAUCAUUAGGCGACGGACAAGAAAACGCCUUAACCCAGAGGCACUUCAGGCUGAGCAGCUAAACAAACAACAGAGAGGGAACAGCGAGGAACAGGUCAACGGCAGCCCAUUAGACAGGAGGUCAGAAGAUCAUUUAACAGAAGGUCAUCAGAGAGAAAUCCAGCUUCCCAGCCUAAGUAAAUAUGAAGCCCAGGGUUCAUUGACUAAAAGCCAUUCCGCUCCUCAGUCAAUACUGGUUGGCCAAUCUCUGGAUAUUCAUAAAAGGAUGCAACCUUUGCACAUUCAGAUAAAAAGUCCUCAGGAAAGUUCUGGAGACCCAGGCAAUAGUUCCUCCAUAUCAGAAGGAAAAGGAAGCUCAGAGAGAGGCAGUCCAAUAGAGAAAUACAUGAGACCUGCUAAACACCUAAACUAUUCACCACCUGGAAGUCCGAUUGAGAAGUACCAGUACCCACUUUUUGGACUUCCGUUUGUACACAAUGAGUUUCAAAGUGAAGCUGAUUGGCUGAGAUUCUGGAGUAAAUAUAAGCUUUCCGUUCCUGGGAAUCCACACUACUUGAGUCAUGUGCCUGGCCUACCAAAUCCUUGCCAAAACUAUGUGCCUUAUCCCACCUUUAAUCUGCCUCCUCAUUUUUCAGCUGUUGGAUCUGACAAUGACAUUCCUCUAGAUUUGGCGAUAAAACAUUCCAGACCUGGGGCGACUGCAAAUGGUGCCUCUAAGGAGAAAGCUAAGACAGCAUCAAAUGUAAAAAAUGAAGGUUCCUUGAAUGUAGUUAAAACCGAGAAAGUUGACCGAAGUACUCAAGAUGAUCUAUCAACCAAGUGUGUGCACUGUGGCAUUGUCUUUCUGGAUGAAGUGAUGUAUGCCUUGCAUAUGAGUUGCCAUGGUGACAGUGGACCUUUUCAAUGCAGCAUAUGCCAAUAUUUUUGCACGGACAAGUAUGACUUCACCACUCACAUCCAGAGGGGCCUACAUAAGAACAAUGCACAAGCGGAAACGAAUGGCAAACCGAAAGAGUAAAAUUAAAUAAAAUAAAUAAAAUAAAAACCUUAGCACUUAGCACAAUUAAACAGAAAUAGGUUUCCUUGAUGGGAAUUCAAUAGCUUGUAAUGUCUUAAGCACUUCAUAUAGCAAGCAUGCCUUAUCCAAUAUACAAUCUUUUAUUCUUCCCUCCUUUUGCUUCAUACAAGCAAACUAAAAGUUCUUAAGAAAGACAAUUAUUAAAAAAAAGGAUGGCAGCUGGAAUGGGGGAGGGGUAAGGAAUCAAUCACUCGGGACCCAUCCUGCAAAAUAUAUAUAUAUAUAAAUAAGAAAGAAAGAAAGAAAUCUAUACAAAAGACACUAUAUCAGGGAAGGUCUCUUUGCAAAACUUAACCAGACAAAUAAUGCUUUUGUUCCUGUACAAGAAACAUAGCUGGCUAGAAUGCAAAGAUGUAUAAUGCUGAAGCAGGUGUACAGUACACAUAUGCACAUUGUAUAGUGAAAUGGACUUGUUAAAUAAACUGA